Anisakis simplex (herring worm) is the source of this 222-nucleotide messenger RNA. The record is from the annotation of a GenBank genome assembly. NCBI's taxonomy places the organism in Eukaryota, Metazoa, Nematoda, Chromadorea, Rhabditida, Anisakidae.
AUGGGUCGAGAAUGGUGCAUUCAUUCAGAUCGAUUUCAACGAGCAACAGCCAUUCAACAAUACGCCUCAUCAGUGACAAAUGCUGAUAAUUUUCUGAGUACCGAAUUUGCACUGAGAUUUUUGUUCGGUGCCAAAGGAUGUGCAGCAGACACAAAAAUCAGAUACCAAAAACUAGCUGCACUCGUCGAUGUCCUCGCUGAAAAAGCGCAACUUUCUCAGUGA